This is a messenger RNA of Colletotrichum tamarilloi, 393 nucleotides long. RefSeq lists its product as uncharacterized. The record is from RefSeq and is a predicted model, not a curated record. The coding region runs from base 1 to 393 and encodes 130 amino acids. NCBI's taxonomy places the organism in Eukaryota, Fungi, Ascomycota, Sordariomycetes, Glomerellales, Glomerellaceae. The transcript has a single exon.
AUGGCCGGCUGUGGUCUUAGGAGACCAAGCGAGUUGUUGGCUAUGAAGCGCACAUCGGCGCCUUCGUCAGUCAAACGCUCACCUCCACAGUCGAAGCCGCAGCCGCAGCCAACUCGACAGCGACUGGCGUCUGUCUCUAGCACACCUUCCGCUCAAAGCAACUCUUCUGGUCGUUCUGCCGCAAAACCGAACUCGCCAGGAUCUUCUCAAGACACGGUUCGAUCCACGGGACGGCUUUCGCAGUCCAAGACCACUGGAAGUCGAACGCCUCCAACUGAAGGCAAAAAGCCCGCCAAAAGUCAUUCUACCGUUCAGGCCCAGCCGCCAGCCCGAGGUAAAAAGAGAGCCUCGGAUGAGCAUGAGAAACAGGCCACCAAACGGCGUCGCUCUUAA